Messenger RNA from Colletotrichum truncatum, 852 nucleotides. Its product is annotated as rhamnolipids biosynthesis 3-oxoacyl-(acyl-carrier-protein) reductase. The record is from RefSeq and is a predicted model, not a curated record. Lineage: Eukaryota; Fungi; Ascomycota; Sordariomycetes; Glomerellales; Glomerellaceae. Gene Ontology annotation, molecular function: oxidoreductase activity.
AUGUCAGUACUCAAGGAAUUUGGGGCUGCCUUCCGUCUGGAAAAGAAGACGGCGCUGGUGACAGGGGGAUCUCGGGGACUUGGUCUCCACAUGGCCACAGCUUUUCUUCUCUCCGGCUGCUCGCAAGUUAUCAUUACGGCGCGAAAAGCCGAUGGUGGACAGGGUAUAAACCAAGCGGUUGAAAAGCUGAACAAUCUCCCAGGAAUACAAGGAAAGGCGAUCGGGAUAGCAGCGAAUGUUGCAGAUUCGAAUGACAUCGUCCGGCUUAUUAGUGAGGUCAAUGAAUUGGUGGGUAAGCAGGGUUUAAACAUUCUGGUAUGCAACGCUGGGACAGCCUGGGGGUCCAGGUUCGAGGACGCCCCACCAAGCAGCUCGAUCAAUGUCCUGGAUCUCAAUGUGCGAGGCGUGUUCGAGCUGGUGCAAAAUUCGCUUCCAUUACUGGAAAGAGCCGCAUCGAAAGAGGAUCCUGCUCGGUUGCUCAUUGUCAGUUCAAUCGCAGGCGACAUUGUGCCUCACGUAGGUGAGAAUGGUACCAUCAUGUACUCAGCAUCCAAAGCAGCUGCAAACCACUUGGGGCGCAAUCUCGCCCUGGAACUCGGCCCUCGAAAUAUCACGUCGAACGUUAUUGCACCCGGGUUUUUCCCGUCAAAGUUGGCGCAGGGCCUCAUUGAAAGCUUAGGCGGGGCUGAGGACUUGAGCAAAGACAAUCCCUUGGGCAGACUGGGUCAUCCUGAGGACAUUGCUGGCGUUGCAGUUUUCCUAUGCGCGCCGGCAGGGAAAUACGUAAAUGGCGUAAACAUUGCAGUCGAUGGAGGAGCGCGAUUAUCCCCUGGUAGGAUGACCAAGAUUUGA